This is a messenger RNA of Cydia splendana, 2945 nucleotides long. It is a transcript of the gene GTPBP1, whose product is annotated as GTP-binding protein 1. Lineage: Eukaryota; Metazoa; Arthropoda; Insecta; Lepidoptera; Tortricidae. Gene Ontology annotation, biological process: translational elongation. The transcript has 13 exons. The coding region runs from base 234 to 2090 and encodes 618 amino acids. Gene Ontology annotation, molecular function: translation elongation factor activity; GTP binding; GTPase activity. The record is from RefSeq and is a predicted model, not a curated record.
GGCAUUUUUGUGUAACGAUGAAAUACCGGACUAGAAAGGAAAAUGUCGAGUUGAGUUGUCAAAAAGUUGGCAUUUUUUUCCAUCUGUUAUUGGUGUAGCGAGCUAUUUUCAAUAGUUAUCGACGAUUAAUUUAUAACUACGAAUACAAACGUGGGAGUACGAGUGGCGUCUAGUUAUGUGAUGACAUAAUUGUGUAAUAAGAAGAGUUGUUAUUCCCGCGAUCUGAACUGGACAUGGACAACGACGCGGAGUCCCCCGCAGCGGCGGCACCGCUUCCGGAGAUGGAGGGCUACAAAGAGAGCGAAACAGACUACUCCAGCAUCAGAGGAAAGAUGGUGCUGGUGAGUCCAUCGGCAGACGAGUAUGACCUGCUGCGGAAGCAGCUCAUGGAAAGGCUGGAGGCAGGCAACGGAGAAAUCAUAUAUGACAUAGGACAAGGAGAGGACGGACGGGGCCUCACAGAGGACGAGUACAGCGCAUCAGUGGCCACACUACAGUCGCUAGUGAGCGGCUCCCGAGUGUCCUGCGUGGAGCUGCGACGCUGGGACUGCGGCGGCGGCGACGAGCGCGGCCUGCUCACCGGCCAGUACCUGCUGCGGGCCGAGCGCGACCAUACCGACUUCAUGGAGAUUAGAGUGGCAGUAGUAGGCAACGUAGACGCCGGCAAAUCCACACUCCUGGGCGUACUGACACACGGCGAACUCGACAACGGGAGGGGAUACGCGCGACAACGGCUGUUUAGACACAAACAUGAAGUGGAGAGCGGACGGACCAGCUCUGUUGGCAACGAUAUUCUUGGAUUUGAUAGCAUGGGCAACGUUGUGAACAAACCUGACCACGGAACGCUAGACUGGGUCAAGAUCUGUGAGAAGUCUUCCAAGGUCAUCACGUUCAUCGACCUCGCGGGCCACGAGCGCUACCUCAAGACCACAGUGUUCGGCAUGACGGGCCACGCACCAGAUUUCGGCAUGCUUAUGAUAGGGGCGAACGCAGGAAUAGUGGGCAUGACCAAAGAGCACUUAGGGCUGGCGCUGGCGCUCUCCGUGCCCGUGUUCGUGGUGGUCACCAAGAUAGACAUGUGCCCGCCUAACGUUCUACAGGAUAACCUGAAGCUGUUGAUCAGGAUACUGAAGUCGUCCGGCUGCCGCAAGGUGCCCGUGAUGGUGAAGACCAAGGAUGACGUCAUCGUCAGCGCUACCAACUUCGUCUCGCAGAGGCUAUGCCCAAUCUUCCUGGUGUCGAACGUGAGCGGCGAGAACCUGGAGCUGCUGACGAUGUUCCUGAACCUCCUGAAGACGCGCAUGCCGUCCAGCGACGACCAGCCCGCCGAGUUCCAGAUCGACGACACUUAUUCCGUGCCGGGCGUCGGCACCGUAGUGUCCGGCACAACGCUGGCCGGCGUGAUCAGACUGAACGACACGCUGCUGCUGGGGCCCGACCCGCUGGGCCGCUUCACGCCCAUCACCGUCAAGUCCAUCCACCGCAAGCGCAUGCAAGUGUCGGAGGUGCGCGGCGGGCAGACCGCCUCCUUCGCUCUCAAGAAGAUCAAGCGCUCGCAGAUACGCAAGGGCAUGGUGAUGGUAUCCCCCGCGCUGGAGCCACAAGCUUGCUGGCAGUUCGAGGGCGAGAUCCUCGUGCUGCACCACCCCACCACCAUCAGCUCCCGCUACCAGGCCAUGGUGCACUGCGGCUCCAUCCGACAGACCGCCUCCAUCCUCUCUAUGUCGCGCGACUGCCUGAGGACGGGCGACAAGGCGCUGGUGCGGUUCAGGUUCAUCAAGCACCCCGAGUACCUGAAGCGAGGGCAGAGGAUGGUGUUCCGCGAGGGCCGCACGAAGGCCGUGGGCAACGUGCUGCGGCCCGAGCCGGCCAGCGCGGCGCCGCGCCACAAGCCGCCGCCGCGACACAAGCAGCGCGCGCCUCCUACACCGGGCGGUGUUGACGCCAGGGACAACGUCACGGUACAGGAAGCGGACGUGACGACCCCCGACUCGCCCUUCGAGGUACAAGCCGACAAACGCGGCGCCGGCGGGCGGCGCGGCCGCAAGCGCCACGACAAGCCCGAGCCGCCCGCCGUCGCCGCCAACUAAACUGAGGGAGCUCCGACUUCAAUCACAGGCUUCGCGGAUACGGACUUUCUACAACACUGGAAUCUGGGUUUUUAUUUGGGGGUAUCAGAUACAGAGCGAGCCGCAUCGCCAAGAAAUCACCGUGUGGAGCCGCUCGGUCUGUGUAGACAUUGUAUACAUAGAUCGAGUUUCUUGAUCACUUUUUACGAUACAUUUUUCCGAUAGUAGCAGUAGUUUUUAAUGACGUUUCGAGUUAUCUGCGAAAAGUGCGGUCAUCAACCAUAUAACCGGAAAUGUUAUUAAUUCCAUCGUUUGUAUUCUAUCUGUUUGUAAAAAAAAAGUAUAAUUUUGCAGUCCACACAGUGUUCUAGAGUCCCCUCCGAUUUCGCAGUGCUUCAGAAAUUCGCACCUUUGAAGUCACUUCACAUAACUGUCAUGUUAUAUUCAAAUUUUUAUAGAAAAAUAUUUUUCUAAUAGGUUCCUGAUAAAAAUCCGUUGGCGUAACUAUACGAAAAAUUCUAGGGAAUGGUUGUACUAAAAUGUAUUGAAUUUCAUUACAAAAAAAUUUAAGUAUCAGAAUCCGCCUAAAUUUUGUAAUCAAUAUAAUCCGUAUAAAAUUAGAAGCACAGUGUAUAAUCAAAGCUUGCUUACCAAUAGAAAUAUUAGAAAAACAGCUUUCAGGUACAAAUAUUCCCUAGCCUCGGCCAACAUUUUACAACUAUACUAUAGCAUUGCUAGAUACUGUCUCCAGGCACUAUAAUACCAAGAGUACAAGGUACUUAGGAUCUAUUCACUAAGUUAGAUGUAAUAAUAUAAAGACUGGAUCAUCUACACAUAUUUAUGUACUACAAUAGCCCCACAAAAAAAAUGUCAUUU